UCCCUCUCUCCGACGUCCCUACCUCACCAAGAAAAAGGAAAGAAAAAUACUAUAUAUAAGGCUACUCUCUCUAUCUCUCGGUAUGCAUUUCUUUUCUCUCUCAGAGUGGAGGACUCUUUGUAUCCAUAACUACUUGUGUUUCGUCACUUGCUGCGGAGGCGAAUAGAUAAAAGGAAAGGAGGAGAGAGUCUCCUGAGCUUUCCCUUCUCUUUCUUGUUCUCUUUUCUUCUCUUUUCAUAUUUCCUUUGGAUUGCGUCUGUGCUCUUCCUUCCGCCAUCCCUUCCUUUGAUUCCGCGUUCUAUACCCCUCUCUCUCUCUCAUUCUCUUUCUUUAUCUCUUUCGUUCACAGGUAUAAAUGCACACACAAAUUACAUAAUAUCUUCUUGUAGUAAAGCCCAACAACAUGCACUUGGAUUGCUCUGUUUUCUUCAGAUCGGACCUCCUCGUUGUUCCAUCUGCUGUUGUUGCAGUUUCCAAAUUUGAGCUGAACAAAAGAAGAAUGAGAUAUUAGACGUUUUGUUUGCUGUCAAUUCCUCUCAGUCUUGAUGCUUCUGCUUUCUUGAAAGCUGAAUAAUUUGAGCAAAGAAGAAGAACGAGAAGAGAGAGAGAGAGAGAGAGGAAGAAUGGCCGCGACGGAUCUGAUGAAGUACGCGCACAGCCCGGCCCACAGGGCCGUGCUCGCCCGCGACUACGCCGGCCUCAAGCGCGUGCUCGCGGCGCUGCCCCGCCUCGUUGACCCAUCGGCCAUCCGCACGGAGGCGGCGUCCGUCGCGGAGGAGGAGAAGGCCGACGCCAUCUCCGGCGUCAUCGACCGCCGCGACGUCCCCAACCGAGAGACCCCGCUCCACCUCGCCGUCCGCCUCGGCGACGCCGCCGCCGUCGAGAUGCUCAUGGCCGCGGGCGCCGACUGGAGCCUCCAGAACGAGCAGGGCUGGAGUGCGCUCCAGGAGGCCAUCUGCGCCGGCGAGGAGAACCUAGCCAAGAUCAUCGUCCGCCACUACCAGCCCCUCGCCUGGGCCAAGUGGUGCCGCCGGCUGCCGCGAGUGGUCGCCACCAUGCGCCGGAUGCGGGACUUCUACAUGGAGAUCACCUUCCACUUCGAGAGCUCCGUGAUCCCCUUCAUCUCCAGAAUCGCCCCCUCCGACACUUACAAGAUCUGGAAGCGGGGGUCGAACCUGCGGGCCGACAUGACGCUGGCCGGAUUCGACGGCUUCCGGAUUCAGCGCUCCGACCAGAGCAUCCUCUUCCUCGGGGACGGAUCGGAGGACGGGAAGGUGCCGCCCGGAUCCCUGUGCAUGAUCUCUCACAAGGACAAGGAGGUGAUGAACGCUUUGGACGGAGCGGGCACGCCGGCCACCGAGGCGGAGGUCCACCAAGAAGUCAAGGCGAUGUCCCAGACGAACAUCUUCCGGCCGGGGAUAGACGUCACGCAAGCCGUGCUACUUCCGCAGUUGACGUGGAGGAGACAGGAGAGGUCGGAAAUGGUCGGGCCGUGGAAAGCAAAGGUUUACGAUAUGCAUAACGUGGUGGUGAGCGUCAAGUCCAGGCGAGUGCCGGGAGCGAUGACCGAUGAGGAGUUAUUCUCGGCCUGCAACAACAACGAGACUGAGAGCGAAGAGUUCGAAGACAUCUUGACGGAGGAGGAGCGGAAGCAAUUGGAGAAAGCACUCAAAAUGGAAUCCCCUGAGGUGAUCGACCAAGUCCAAUCCGAUGUCCAUGUUGCUCGCCGGCAUAGUUGCUAUGAGCCCAGGGACAUACCGAUUGAGGAUGCUAGUAGUAGCAGUAAUGGUGAGAGUAGACAAGAUAGGAAAAGUUGGUUUGGUAAUUGGGGAAAGAGAGCCAAUUAUAAUGGGCAGAAGAGGGUUAUGCCUCCAAGGAGUUCACUGUGUGCAGAGGAGAAGGUGAGUGAUCUCCUGGGCGAUUCUCCAUCUCAGAACCAGAGUAUGCCUGGAAGGCAUUCGGUAGAGGUUGUGAACAGGAUGGAAGAUCAUAGGAGGGGAAGAGAUAGGGAUUCCAAAAGACCUGCAACAACCUCCGAAAAUGGAUACAGACGAAAAGAGAACAGCAAAGAGAGUGAAUAUAGAAAAGGUUUAAGGCCUGUUCUGUGGCUCUCUCCUGAUUUUCCACUUCGGACGGAAGAGCUAUUGCCGCUGCUUGAUAUUCUAGCGAACAAGGUCAAGGCAAUUCGUCGUCUGAGGGAUCUUCUUAUGACAAAGCUCCCUCCUGGAGCAUUUCCAGUAAAGAUUCAUUCACAUGAGCUAGAUUUCCACUCCAUCACUGGUUUACUGUAAAUUACUUUAUGCGGGAGUAUCAGUCUAUCUUCAGUAAUGGUGUUUCUAAGAUAUAAUCUGCCAUGCUGUCACAUCAGUUCUGUAAACAACCCUGCUUAUUCCUUUGUUUCUAAUCGUAGUAAAUUUUGUUCUAAAGCCAUUAACUAACAUACCAACUUAGACAUGCUUGGUCUACUAUGUCCAUCUGCAACUUUAAUAUAUAUCCAGCACAUGCUUGGAAUAGUGACUCAAAUUGCCUAGGACGUCAGUGUCCUAAUAUAUCACCAGUAGAGAAAGUCGAGUGUUCACAAAUUGUAGGUGCCAAAAAGGAAAGAGGAAAAGCAAUGGAGACUUGAAGAGACACAGGAGCAAGGACUUAAUAAACACUGCUUGAUCUUGGAUGUGUCUCACAUUAGCUCCAAGUGUUGCAUGAGGAUCUAUCUAGCUGUAACUUGAGGUUCUAGGUUUCUAGUGGUAUUGCUACUGUGGUUGCUGUAUCCUAUUAUUGGAGUUGAAAGAGAUAAAGCAUACCUUCUUAGUGUAGAUUACAUUAAGUAUCCUGAUCAAUAUAUUUCGACCAAUUCUUUGCUUAAUUGUUGUAGUUUUCAUUUGUUAUUUUUGGGCUGAUCCAGUCCGCCGGAAGUUGUGAGGGGAAAAGCUUUUCCUAUAGGAGAGUCCUUUGUACAUGCUAAAGUUGGAGGUUCUUUUAGUUCCUCUAAAAAGAAUUUGGUUCUUGUUCACAUUUUAUGCGAGUACAUCUUUUUCUGAAUAUUGAGGUGGAAUUGGAUGUUUAUUCCAGGACUUAUUUCCGAUGUAAUAUGUUACCUGGUAUGUAGUAUAUGAUGCGCCUCUAAUCAUCCCAAGUCAUAGUUAAGGACAACAUCCAAAUAUCAUUUCCUUUUGUGGAUUCUUCAUAUUCAUCAGUUUUUCAACUCUAGGAGUGUAGCAGCUAUAGACAAGCUCGCUUUGGAACUUUUACAUUUAUAGAAACUUGCACAUCACUCAAUAAACCUGGCAUCUUGUGAUGCAUCAUUAUUUGUCACAAUGGAGAAAACAAUUUAAGUGAUCGGAUACUAGAAUGUUAUUUUGCAACCAUACUAUAUGCCCAAACUAUAUUUGCAGAUUGAUAUCGUUGUGAGUUUGUCUCAGGAUUUCUCGAGUUUCAUAUGCUUUUAUGCUUUUCACUAUCUUAUUACAAAUAACUAAAUAAUUAAUGAAACCUAUUGCUGACAGGUCAGAAUUUUUGGGAUGUUAAAGUAAAUUUUUGGCAAGUAAUUGCUUGUGUAACUUUUGUAAAGAAUGAUUCAGGAGAAUGUGAUGAGACUUCUUUGA
Molecule: messenger RNA, 3602 nt
Organism: Musa acuminata AAA Group (dessert banana)
Lineage: Eukaryota; Viridiplantae; Streptophyta; Magnoliopsida; Zingiberales; Musaceae
Exons: 2
Coding region: 624-2291 (555 amino acids)
Cellular component (GO): cytoplasm
Molecular function (GO): protein binding
Source: RefSeq, a predicted model, not a curated record